Rhizophagus irregularis DAOM 181602=DAOM 197198 is the source of this 1077-nucleotide messenger RNA. The record is from RefSeq and is a predicted model, not a curated record. NCBI's taxonomy places the organism in Eukaryota, Fungi, Glomeromycota, Glomeromycetes, Glomerales, Glomeraceae.
AUGGAGAAAUAUAUUGAAACUAAGGUUUCAAUAGAAUAUGAACAACAAACAGGAGAAACCAUUAUUAUUGAAAGUGAAGAUAAAACAAAUGGUAAUAUUAUUAUUAAAAUAUUUGAUGCAAUUAAAAAUUAUAAAAAUGUAAGAUCUAUUAAAAGUAAAAAAUAUUCAAGUAAAAGUGUGUUAAGUCAUGAUGAUGACAUCAUUAGUGAGAAGGAAGAUUUUCAAAUCGCCAUUUCUCAAAGUGGAAGAUUCGUUGCUACAUUUGAUACAGCAAACCUUCGAAUUAAAAUAUUGGAAAACACUGAUCAUCGCCCACUCAGUAUUCCUAAGGUGGAGGAUAUGGAUUCCAAUAAGUCUGAUAUAAUUGACAAGACAAUCGUACAUUUUAAGAUAAGAGAUCUUAAUAUUGAUAAGUUUUACACUGAAGGUUUCACCUCUUCUCUAUAUAAAGAAUCUCGAGAGCAGAAAAAUGUAGACAUAACAGUGGAUAUCAGCAAUGAUAAUGAUUCUUUUAACAAUUUUGAAAAAGAUGAAGUGAUCGAGGAUGAAAAGUUUAGAUGUUCUUUCGAUAUAUCAAAUGUGUGCAUGAAUAAUAAUAAGCAUUUUAUUUUUGAUGCCGUAUCUUGUAUAGAUGAUGAAGAUUUAAGAGGAACAACAAAAGAAACAAAUGAAAAAAGAGGAACUACUAUCAUUUAUCCCAUUAAACUGUUAAAAGAUGAAAAAGAAAAUUAUAUCAUACUCGUGGAAUUGGAAUUUCAGUCGAAAAUAGUUAAAAUAAACUUACAAGAAAAUAUAAUAGAAAUAUUUUCUCAGUUAGUAAGAACAAAUUAUACCUUUGCUUUACACGAGGAAUUCAAUCUAUCAAGUUAUACUUUUUUGAAAAAUGGUCUUGAAUCCAUCUCAAAAAAAUUUGAUGAUAUUGAAAAUACUUAUUCAUUAGUAUUCAUUGAAAAGGAUAGGAAAUUUGUAAUUGAUAGUGGCGCUGAAGAUGAGGAAAAUUUAAAACUUAUAAUUUGGGAUAUGUAUAAUGCUGUAGAAACUGAAACGAUAGAAUUAGAUGAUUUUCUUACGACAUAA